AUGAGUAAUUCAGGAGAUAAAAAUGAAUAUGAAGAAAUACUUAGAGAAAGAAAAAGGAUGUCAAGAAAUGAAGAGACAUUAGUAUAUAAUGGAUUACUUUAUCUUCUAGUUAAAAUGGGAUUUGAUGCACAAGUAAAAAAAACAAAAAAGACUAUUCAUACAAUUAAAAUGUUAAUUGUUGAAGAAAUAAAAUAUAGACCAACUGGAAAAGUAUUAAAUCAAGCAGAAAUUGCAUAUUUUUCACAAUUUUUAUUAUCAGAUUUAGGUUAUAUUCCAUUAAAAGAAAAUUCUAUGACUUUAAAACAAUUAAAAAGGUCAAGAGAAGCUCAAUUAAAUAAUGCACUUUUAUACAUUCUUUCUUCUAUUGGAUUUACUUUCGAUGAAAAGAAAAGUAAAAAAUCUAAAUGUACUGAACGUCUUAUUAGAAUAUUAAGAUUAGAAUAUAAAGGAUUUGUUUUUAGUAAACAACUUCUUUGUAAAUUAGGUGAAUCUAUUGAACAAACUGAAAGAGAACAACUUGUUGGGUCUAUUGUUACUAUUACUAAAGAAUCUUUGAAUGAUUUUGAUAUUAAAAUACCUUCUUGUUCUUUUGAUUCAAUUUUAAAUAAAGCAAUUUCAGUUCAAUAUACUCCUAAAAUUAAAAAACAAAUUAAGGCUAUUAAAGAUGUUAAUGAACAACUCAUUAUUAAUGUUUCUGAUAAAAAAGAAAUGUCAAUUAAAUCAGAAUCAAUUGAAACAGUAAAUGACAAUUCUCUUAAUCAAGAAAGAAUUAUUUCUACUCCAAAUAAUACUUAUCUUUGUCAUUUUCAACCUGUUGUUCUUCCACCACAAUUGAUAAUGAAAUAUUAUUCUCAAAUACAACAAAUAUCUUUUAAUAUUUCUGAUAUCAAUCAAAGUAAUAACAUCAAUUAUAAUCCAAGUUCAUUUAUUUAUUAUAAUGAACCAUAUUAUUAUCCUCAACCAGAAUAUAUAGACUUAGGAUUUGUUCAAGGGUCUUAUUGUUGA
Entamoeba dispar SAW760 is the source of this 1005-nucleotide messenger RNA. RefSeq lists its product as uncharacterized. The transcript has a single exon. NCBI's taxonomy places the organism in Eukaryota, Evosea, Mastigamoebida, Endamoebidae. Bases 1 to 1005 code for a protein of 334 amino acids. The record is from RefSeq and is a predicted model, not a curated record.